This is a messenger RNA of Durusdinium trenchii, 2865 nucleotides long. The record is from the annotation of a GenBank genome assembly. NCBI's taxonomy places the organism in Eukaryota, Dinophyceae, Suessiales, Symbiodiniaceae.
AUGAACGACUUUGUGAAGGACACCCUUUCCAAAGCUCCCGACACCAAGAUCUACUUCGAGUGGACUCAUCCCUGUCAAGGGUGGCAAGAACCUCCAAUGGUCGACCUCGAGACCUUCCUAGCAGCCUUGGACAUUCCCUGGCUCUCAUGCCGCAUCGAUGGCUGCGUCUAUGGCAUGAUGGACUCUCGAGGUGAACAUCAUCUUCACAAGAAGUGGCUUGUCAAGACCACCUGUGAACACUUCCAUGCCACCUACAAGACUAAGGUAUGCCAUGGAGGCCACUCACACACCUUGAUUCAAGGCGCCGAGACCGCCAAGAGCGCCUACUACCCUUGGAAGCUUGUCCAGUCCUGGGCACGAUUCUGGAGAGCUGAGAUGGUGUCUGAUCGCAAUCUUCGGCUCCUCUUCAUGAAGCAGGACUCACCUGCUGCAUUGGAGAAUGAAGAGCUCUACCUCCUUGCCGACGAUGACGGUGGCACCCUCAAUGCUCUUCCUGCUGAAGAAGCCCUACAACCAGUGGAGGUUCCUUCUGAACAAGAAAAGAAACAAUGGAUGGCAAGGGUAGCUCACUUCCACAAGGCAGCUGGCCAUCCUACCAACAAGAACCUGGCCAAGCUGAUCAAGAAUGCCGGUCAGCCAGCCUGGAAGUCUGAGCUGGCUUUGGAACACAAAUGUCCGGCCUGUGAGGCCAUUCGACCUGGCGGCACUUCCAGCAAGAACAUUCCACCGGCGAGCACUCACUCUAUGUGGAGUGCAUGGCAAGCUGUUGGCAUGGACACCGCAGAAUGGCAGAUUCCAGCCACCAAGAACAAGGUGAAGUUCGUCCUCAUGAUGGAUCUGGCUACGAAGCUUCGUGUGGUUUGGCCCAUCAUGGAGUACCCCAACAUGGAGAUGCGAGCUGAAACUGCUGACCACAUCAUUGAAGCCUUCACUGAGCGCUGGCUCUCCGUCUUCCCAAAGCCUGAGAUGGUGAUAGUUGACAAUGGUAAAAGCUUCACCUCUGAUCGCUUCAACACCUUCCUGCGGGAGUCCAACAUCGCCGUGCACUACCCUCCUGAGAAGGAACCCUGGGCACAUGGCAUCUUAGAAGCUGGCAUCCAGGACAUCAAGCAAGUGGCAACCGUCCUCCACAUGGAGCAACUGGACCUUCGGCCGGCUCAUACAUUGGUUCUGGCCACUUCAGCUCUGAACCAAACUGAGUACACUGCUGGGUACUCUGCUCAGCAAUGGGCCUUCGGGAAGCACUAUUCCCUGACCGAUGAGGACCACCGCACGUAUGAGCAGGUGGAACCUUCAACUGACUUUGCACGCCUCGUUCAAGCCCGACAACAGGCUGAAGAGAUCGCUGUGAAGACCAGGUCAAAGAGAGUUCUGAGCAAGCUCUCCAACACUCUGGUUCGCCAGCCCUUGAGAACUUUUUCUCCUAUGCAGCUGGUCAAGAUCUGGCGACAAUUCCAACCAGCUGAUCAACACAAGGGCAGCCGUGCCACUGGCAAGUCUACGCUGCAGCCCUCCGACUACAAGCUGAAACACCGCAGCAGUCCAUUGGGACUACAACCUCCAGAUCGUGAAGUACAACACUUUGUACCUCCUGCUCACGCUUCGAGCUCGGCACGGCCCUCCAACUCGGCCCUACCAGAGGCUGAGGAAACUGCCAAUGACUACGAAGACUACACCCCGAGUCUUCCUGAUGCCGCUGCUGAUGAACCUCCUGAAGAUGAACCACAACCUUCAGAGAGAGAUCCCAAAAGAGCUCGCAGUGAGUACGAUCUGAAGUGGGUGGAGGAGCUGAAAUCUCACUCUGAGAUUGACAACAAUGAAGUCUUCAGCUACCUCACCGAAUGUCAAGAUGACUUGGACGUCUUGGUCAUGCACAUCGAUGUGGAGCCUGAGACUAAUACCAAGAAGAAGGCGCUUGGCGCCAUGACCCUCCCUCAGCUUGCACCGGCCGAACUCUGCCGGUCAACGGCCACGCACCGAGGGGAAAGCCAUCAUCGUGGACACGGCUGGGGAGCGGAGCUGGCGGAGCUGGGAAGCCAUGCCUCCACCCACCAGCCUGCCGGGGGGCCUUGUUUCAGCGGAGCGGCGGAGACGGAUCAUCGUCGUCGGCCGCGGGUAGUGCAACCGCCCAAAGAGGAGGAGAGCACGCGCCGCGCCGUACGGAGGAUCCCGCUGGCUGCGGGUCCUUGGAGCCAUUUCGGCUCGUCCGCUGCCCGCUUGACUGAGCGCUUUCGGUUCUCCUCGUCCCGUGCCAAGGAAGAAGAAGCACUGGAGUUCGCCUGUUGCUGUGCAGCGAGCACUGGGCCAGAGGAAACCUUUGAGGCCAACUACCAGGCGUUUGCCUCGGACGAGUGCUUGUCAGCCUACUUGGCCAAGACUGGCUCCACCAGCAGCAGCGGUCCGUCACGGCAGGCGGAGAAGUCGCGUUUGCAGGCCCUGUUGAAGGACUUCGCAAAGAGUGCCACCAACGCUGGCUGCCCGUGUGUAUACUUCAAAGAAGGCACCUGGGAGCGUGCGGACCGUGCACUCUAUCGCAUGGACAACCUUCUGCAGACCUUGAUGUUGAUCAGCGGUCAGGGCCCACAGCAGCUGGAAGUCACAUGUCCGAUCACCGCCAUUGAGGACAUUUAUUGCAUGGCCGAAGACGGACCGAGUUACUUCCCUCCAGAGGUUGUGGCAGCCCUCACGCCGGAGGAGAAGGAACAGCUUUUGAUGAUCGUCUUCAGCGACGCGGACGCCAAAUUCGUCCGGCUUUGCUUGGCACAAGAGUCCAGACAAAGCCGUGAUGACUUCCUGGAAUGCAUGCGGAUCCUUUCGGUCUACGCCCAGUCUCAAACGGACUCGAAGGUGAAGCCGGAGCCAUGA